UAGAAUAGAGAAAACAUCCAGCAGUUACCUUUAGACUCAAGGAGACUUAUUAAAUACUUUCGUUACUCUUCCUACUAGCGUCCCGAAAUAACUAUCGCGAGAAUGGCGACGAAAUCUGUUGCUCUCAUCACUAUGAGCCUGCGUCCCGCUCGGAUCGGAGCAAAUGUCGCUGCCUUCGUCCAGCCGAUCUUUCAAAAGGCGUUCUCGGCGGGCAACGUGGAUUUAGCUCCAGUCGAUCUGCGAGACUUCAACUUGCCCAUUUUCAAUGAGAAUGUGGUUCCCGCAAUGGUUCCCGCUUUCGCACAAUUCGAGCACGAGCACUCCAGGGCUUGGAGCGCUGAGAUCGCGAAACAUGAUGGAUACGUGAUCGUCAUUCCUGAGUACAACUAUGGCUUGGCCGGUGGCACCAAGAACGCAAUCGACUACCUCCUCAACGAGUGGAAAGGCAAACCACUGGUAGUCGUGAGCUACGGCGCUCAUGGUGGUUCCAAGGCCAGCGAACAGGCCAAGGAUAUUCUAGGCGGUCUCGGUUUGCGCAUCGCCGAGACACGCCCUCAGCUGGCCUUCGCGGAUCCUCAUGGAGAGAUGGCCGGCAUCUUGGCCGAGGGCAAAGUGGCGGAUGCAUCCCGAGCGAAAUGGGAGGGCCAGACUGAUCAGAUUAUCAAGGCGGCCGAAGAAUUGAAAGAGCUCCUGCUUCAGCCCAACGACCCAGCCAAUGCGCCGACGGCGUAGGUGAUGGCAGGUUGUGUGAAACCAGUGGUUUCAGUAUACAGUGCAAGAGCUGUCUAUAUCAUGUUAUAAGGUCUAAUUUAUUUUAUACUGGUAAAAGUAGUUAGAAAUUGAGAAUAUAUUCUUUCAGCUUAAUUAUA
Xylaria bambusicola is the source of this 869-nucleotide messenger RNA. Its product is annotated as NADPH-dependent FMN reductase. Lineage: Eukaryota; Fungi; Ascomycota; Sordariomycetes; Xylariales; Xylariaceae. The coding region runs from base 103 to 732 and encodes 209 amino acids. The transcript has 3 exons. Gene Ontology annotation, cellular component: cytosol. The record is from RefSeq and is a predicted model, not a curated record. Gene Ontology annotation, molecular function: FMN binding; oxidoreductase activity.